AUGUCGGUUGUUCCAGCUCGCAGGGAGAUCCCCAACGUGUCGUUCAAGGAGGAAUGGAAGAGAAGAUUAGCAACAGCCAGCCCGCAGCGUACUCAGGCUGCUCUGCGAGCAGCUACAGCAUUGGAGUUGCUAAGGGUUUGUAGAGAGGUCCAGAGCAGGUUUGGUGAGGUUGAAGUGCCAUUGUUGAUUGUUCACGGUGGAGAUGAUGCUGUUUCUGAUCCUGCUUGUGCAGAGGAAUUGUACAAGAAGGCUGCCAGCAAGGAUAAGACAAUUAAAAUUUACCCUGGUAUGUGGCAUCUAUUGGUUGGUGAAUCACAAGAGAAUGUGGAUUUGGUUUUUGACUAUAUUGUAGAGUGGCUCUGUGAACGAGCUGAACGUGCCGCUGCCUGUAAUGAAAGUGGCAAGGCAUCUGUCUCAGUUGCAUGA
Messenger RNA from Papaver somniferum (opium poppy), 426 nucleotides. Its product is annotated as caffeoylshikimate esterase-like. The record is from RefSeq and is a predicted model, not a curated record. Bases 1 to 426 code for a protein of 141 amino acids. NCBI's taxonomy places the organism in Eukaryota, Viridiplantae, Streptophyta, Magnoliopsida, Ranunculales, Papaveraceae. The transcript has a single exon. Gene Ontology annotation, molecular function: lipase activity. Gene Ontology annotation, cellular component: membrane.